Cannabis sativa is the source of this 2030-nucleotide messenger RNA. Its product is annotated as probable protein phosphatase 2C 33. Gene Ontology annotation, biological process: protein dephosphorylation. The record is from RefSeq and is a predicted model, not a curated record. The transcript has 6 exons. Gene Ontology annotation, molecular function: protein serine/threonine phosphatase activity. The coding region runs from base 186 to 1610 and encodes 474 amino acids. NCBI's taxonomy places the organism in Eukaryota, Viridiplantae, Streptophyta, Magnoliopsida, Rosales, Cannabaceae.
AGUAAAUAUUGAAGAGUUUUUGGAUUUUGUGGAGAGAGAAAGAAUGAAGUUAAUCUUGAAAAUAAUUAAGAGGAAUGAGUAAAUAAAUAUAAUUAAGCAAACAUAAACAAAUACUUUUUCGUUGAAGAAAAAACAAAAACAAAGAAAUAUAUGUAACCCCAAGAAAAGAAAGAACGAAAGGAAAAAUGGGAAGGAACCUACGACAGAUCAAAAAGGUGAAGCGGGAUUCUGUAAAAACGACGACGGCGACGACGGAUCUGUUGGUGGAGAGUCGGAGUGGCUCUGACUGUCUGGUAGGCCUGGAGUGCUUGCUAGACAUAGUCAGAGCCCUGGGUAUGGGUUCGUGUCUUUCGGUGGAAGGAGCAUCUGCCGGGGCCGGAGGUCUUCUUCCUUAUGGUUCGGCCUCACCAUCAUCACCCGGAGGAAGGAGGAGGGAUAGGAGAAAGAUUCGAAGGACAAUUUCUUCUAAUUCGUCUUCUUCAGCCUCACCUUCUUCUCCCUAUUCUACAAUCGAUUCACAUAUAGAGAAACGGCUUCACCGUGUUCCUGGUCGGAUUUGCUUGAAUGGCUGCUCUGAUGUCACCUCGCUUUUCACAAAGCAAGGGCAAAAGGGGGUCAACCAGGAUGCUAUGAUCGUUUGGGAGAAUUUUGGUUCAAGGGCAGAUACCAUUUUCUGUGGUGUUUUCGACGGCCAUGGUCCUUAUGGCCAUUUGGUUGCCAAAAAGGUGAGGGAUUCUCUGCCUUUAAAGCUGAGUUCCCGUUGGGAUCUGAUUACUGCUGGCUCCAAAAAUGGGGUUUCAGGAGCUAGUAAUUAUGCUUUGGGUAGUAGUCCAGAGACUGGAGAAUGUGCAUCUUCACUUAAACUUGUGCACGGUCAUGAACAGACUGAGCUCAUUUCAACAUUGAAAGACUCAUUUCUGAAAGCUUUUAAGUUUAUGGAUAAGGAACUCAAAGUGCAUCCUCAUAUUGAUUGCUAUUCCAGUGGGACAACAGCUGUAACCCUGGUGAAGCAGGGUCAGGAUAUUGUUAUUGGGAAUAUUGGGGACUCAAGAGCUGUUUUGGGUACGAGAGAUGAAGAUGAUUUUUUGGUGGCAGUGCAAUUGACUGUCGACCUUAAACCAAGUCUUCCAAGGGAGGCAGAGAGGAUUAAGCGUUUCAGAGGACGGAUAUUUGCACUAAAAAAUGAGCCUGAUGUUGAUCGCGUUUGGCUACCCAACAGUAAUUCCCCUGGUCUUGCUAUGGCCCGGGCUUUUGGAGAUUUUUGUUUAAAAGAUUUUGGCUUAAUAUCAGUCCCUGAUAUUUCUUACCAUCGUCUCAGUGAGAAGGAUGAGUUUGUAAUUUUGGCAACUGAUGGGAUCUGGGACGUUCUCUCAAAUGAAGAAGUUGUCAAUAUAGUUGCAUCAUCCCCUCAGUCUACUGCAGCUAAAGUCGUAGUGGAAACUGCAGUGCGAACCUGGAGGUAUAAAUUCCCGUUCUCAAAAGUAGAUGAUUGUGCUGUGGUUUGUCUCUUCCUCAAUUCCGAUUCAAACAAAACGUCAGUUAUUUACACUGCCAACAACAAUAUAGUGCCUGGUAACGAUAAUGGUUGUUCUCUAAUGAGAUUAGAUUGAGAAUCCACUGCUGGAAAGCCCCCUGAGGUUUGAGUUCAAAAUUGGAAUCAGGGAUUUAGUGAAAGAAGCAGCAGUAUGAGAUGAGUACAGUAGGCUUGUUUGAUGCAUGGGAUACUCUUUUUAUUUUUCAUUGUUGUCUAUAUAUCACAUCAUCCAUUCUUUUAUACACUUGGCUUUGCAUAUUUUCUACAAAGCUUCGGGGCUAAGGUUGAACUUUCAUGGGACUACGUUCGGUUAUUUUCUAGAUAGACGUGGACCCUCGACCUAGUCCACCUAUUUUUCUUUUUAAAUGUAUAAAAUAUAUAAAUAUAUUUAUUAUAUAUAUAUAUAUAUAUAUAUAUAUAUUGUGUGGAUUUGGAGUUUUCUCCUGUAAAUGUUGGAUCUUUGAAUUUUAAUUUUUUACAGUUAAGAUAGGAAGGA